Messenger RNA from Lepus europaeus (European hare), 3853 nucleotides. It is a transcript of the gene DYNC2I1, whose product is annotated as dynein 2 intermediate chain 1. The record is from RefSeq and is a predicted model, not a curated record. Gene Ontology annotation, cellular component: cytoplasmic dynein complex. Gene Ontology annotation, molecular function: dynein light chain binding; dynein heavy chain binding. The transcript is spliced from 25 exons. Bases 110 to 3331 code for a protein of 1073 amino acids. Gene Ontology annotation, biological process: intraciliary transport. NCBI's taxonomy places the organism in Eukaryota, Metazoa, Chordata, Mammalia, Lagomorpha, Leporidae.
GCGGGCCCCUGGCCGGCCGAGGGGGCAGGCGCCAGCCAGGUGGUCUCCUGGGUGGCCGGAGCCUGGCCGGGGCCGCGGAUACCCCGGCCGCCCGGGCCUGCGAGGAGCUAUGGAGCCUGGAAGGAGAAGAACCAAAGAUGAUACUUGGAAAGCGGAUGAUCUCAGAAGACAACUUUGGGCUGUGCAAUCAGGUAGUUCCAAGGAAGAAAGGAAACACAAAGAGAAGAAGCUGCACCGAGAGUCUGAGACGGACCUUCCCGAGCACAAAGAGCACAAGUACAGGGAUCCGGACCGGGAGGCGAAGCACAGAGAAAGGCUGACCGAGAGAGAUGCCCAGGCCUCCAAGGAGAAUCCUCGCGGGGAGAGGGACAGAGAGAAACAAAGGGAGAGGAAGAAGGACGCCAGAGACCGGGACAAGGAGAAGUCGAGAGAGAAGUACCGCGAGCAGGAGGCAGAGAAGGCUCACAGCAGGGGCAAGGACAGAGAGAAGGACAAGGACAAGGAUAAGGACAGGAGGGCGAGGAAGGAAGAGCUCAGGCAGACCGUUGCCCACCACAACCUCCUGGGCCGCGAGGCCCGCGAGGCCCGCGAGCGACAGCUUCUGGAGAGAGCGGAGAGGAAGGUCCGCUCAGUAAGUAAAGUAAGAGUUGAAGAGAAAGAACGGAGAGAUGAAGACUGUGAGAGAGGAGAAGAUGAGAGAGAGAGAAGAUACCGAGAGAGAAAGUUGCAGUAUGGUGACAGUAAAGACAAUCCUCUUAAGUAUUGGCUUUAUAAAGAAGAAGGUGAGAGAAGACACAAGAAGUCAAGAGAACCAGAUCGAGAAAAGAAACACCGGGAGAAAAGAGAGAAACAUUCAAAGGAAAAAAGUAAUUCGUUCUUUGAGAAAGAAGGCGAAGAAAGACAUAAAGAAAGACGACAUAAAGAAAGCUCUCAUUUUGAUGAUGCGAGGCACCGAAGUAACGUGGAUAAAAAAGAAAGAUCGUUGAAAGAGGAGCACAAGAAAAGAGAAUCCAAGAAUGGUGAACACAGAAAUCGAGGAACAAAUUCAAAAAGAGAUGGAACUGGCAGCCAGCAUGCAGAGAAUUUAGUCAAGAAUGUUGGAAAAGAUAAAGAUUCAAGAAGGAAGCAUGGCCACGAGGAAGCCUCGUCGAUGUGGACGCUGUCUCAGAGGCGAGAAAGCGAAGAAGCUGUGGAAAUUGAAAAAGAAGACAUUGAUUUAGAAAAUACUGAAGCUGAUGAGUAUACACCCAGUUUUGAAGGUGACUUUGAAGACUAUGAAGAUGACUUUGAGGUUUGUGAUGGAGAUGAUGAUAGUAAUAAUGAGACCGAAUCAAAAGAAGACAUCGAAGAACUUCCUCUGGCCCGCAAAAAGGAAAUCCAAGAAAUUCACAAAGCCAUUAAUGCAGAAAAUGAAAGGAUUGGCGAGUUGUCCUUGCAACGGUCUCAGAAGCAAGGGCGAGUGGAUUGUACCCAGGAGUCCAGGGCAGAUGGGAAUAAUUCUCCUUCCAGAGCCCCUGUCUGUGGAAUUUUUGUGGAUUUUGCAACAGCCUCACACCGCCAGAAGAGUAGGACUCAGGCCCUUAAGCAAAAAACACGGAGUACAAAGCUGCUUCGGCUUAUUGACUUAGAUUUUUCCUUCACUUUCUCUCUCCUGGAUCUACCACCAGUAAAUGAAUAUGACAUGUAUAUCAGAAACUUUGGGAAAAAAAAUACCAAGCAGGCAUAUGUUCAGUAUAAUGAAGAUAACGUUGAAAGAGAUAUUCAAACUGAAGAAAUAGAGACCAAGGAAGUGUGGACCCAGCAUCCAGGAGAGAGUGCUGUUGUAUCUGGAGGUAGUGAAAAAAGAGAUAUUUCUGAUGCUGCAGUUGUACCAAAGAUUGAUACUCCAAGGUUGUCUAGUUUUCUCCGUGCAGCUUGUCAGGUGAUUUCCGUUCUGCUGGAAGAGGAUCGUUUGGCAGCUGAGCCCAGCUGUGAUCUGAGGGCUCAAGACCACACCCUGCAUUGCAGUGACAGCUCCUCUCAGCUGAAUACUAAGCUGCCGUUCCUUCAGAAUCGGAAAGUAUCCGGCUUGCAUGCCUCUCAAGUUCAGAGGCAGACCGUCGUCUCUGUUCAUGACUUACCUGAAAAGGAGUUUGUCCAUCCACUGGACGGAAGAUACAUCCUCUGCGUGUGGGAUAUCUGGCAGCCUUCAGGGCCCCAGAAGGUUCUGAUAUGUGAGUCCAAGGUCACCUGUUGCUGCUUUAGCCCUGUUAAAGCAUUUUUGCUGUUUGCUGGCACAGCGCAUGGCUCAGUAGUUGUGUGGGAUUUAAGAGAAGACUCGAGGAUACAUCAUUAUGUGAAGCUGAGCGAUUGCUUUUGGACCUUCAGGACAGCAACGUUUUCUACUGAUGGAAUCCUUCUGUCAGUAAACCAUCGAAGUCCCAUUCAAGCAGUGGAACCGAUCUCGACGUCUGUUUGCAAGAAACCGAGCUUUGUGCUUUCACCCUUCUCUACUCAAGAAGAAAUACUAGGUUUGUCAUUCCACGUUGCUUCCUUGGAUGAGAGUGGCGUGCUCAAUGUGUGGGUGGUUGUUGAAUUACCAAAGGCAGACAUCGCAGGUUCAAUAAGUGAUUUAGGUCUGAUUCCUGGAGGGAGGAUAAAGUUGGUGCACAGUGCUACGAUCCAGCUGGGCGACAGUCUUUGUCCUAGGAGCAGUGAAUUUUGGGGAAACACACAAACACUGAAUAUUAAAUUUCUGCCUUCCGAUCCAAAUCACUUUAUUGUUGGCACAGACCUGGGUCUUGUAAGCCAUGGCACAAGACAAGAUUUGAAAGUAUCUCCCAGGCUGUUCAAGUCUCAGCAGUGUGGAAUACGACCAGUAAAAGUUAAUGUGAUUGAUUUCUCACCAUUUGGAGAACCAAUAUUCCUGGCUGGUUGUUCAGAUGGAAGCAUCAGGCUCCACCAGCUGACCUCCGAGCACCCCCUUGUGCAGUGGGACAACAGCACCGACGGACAUGCUGUCACCGGCCUGCAGUGGUCCCCAAGCAGGCCUGCUGUGUUCCUGGUCCAGGAUGAGGCAUCCAGGGUUUAUAUCUGGGACCUGCUCGAGAGUGACCUGGGCCCUGUGGCCAGGCAGUCCAUCUCCCCAGACAGGCUGGUGGCCAUGGCCGUCAUGGGGGAGCCAGAGAAGGCCAGCAGCAGCUUCUUGGCCCUAGUGCUGGCCAGGGCCUCCGGCACCAUUGACGUUCAGUACUUGAAGAGGCAGUGGACAACCCCAGAGGAGGAUGAGCCUGGCCGGCUGCGUCUGCUUUUACAGGAAACCGUGUGGAAAAAAGGAAGAUUACAGAUCUAGCAGUAUUGUUGACAGGAUGUGUUUAUGUAAUGACCCAAAUUUAAGAGACAAAAUUAUAAGGUGGAUAAUUUUACAUCUGUGUGCAUGUGUAUUUCUGUAUAUGGACCCUGUAUAUUCUGUACAUAAUUUACUUCACAAGAAUGUUACUUUGAUAUUCCCCAUAAAUAAAUUGCUGUUUUUGAACAGAAACAAAUGAACAUCAUAGUGUAUACAAAAUUUCAAAGGAAAUACAGUCAUGUCCAGUAUGUGCUGUUCUGACGAUAUUUCUAGUGAAUUUUAGAACAGAUUUAAUACUGGCACAUUACUGGAUUUCUAAACAGUCCACCGUGAUGAAAAUGUGUUUUAAUGAGCUAUUUUCUUAAUUGUACAAAGAAGGAUAUAUAUAUAUAUAUAUAUAAUAUGUCUAAAUUAAAAGGAAUGAUUCCACUGAUUGCAUUAUUUGUCAUUAGAGCUCUCAGACACAUUUUUUACAAUGCAUUAGUAUUAAAAAUUGUCUUCUAUAGAAGUACUACGGGUAAAUAA